Messenger RNA from Musa acuminata subsp. malaccensis (wild Malaysian banana), 1710 nucleotides. NCBI's taxonomy places the organism in Eukaryota, Viridiplantae, Streptophyta, Magnoliopsida, Zingiberales, Musaceae. The record is from RefSeq and is a predicted model, not a curated record.
AAAGGUAGAAAGGAAUGAGAGCGCCGAUUCCUCCCUAUCCGCGCCUCCGUUGUCUCAGGGCCGGACCAACCUGGGUUGUCUCUCGUACUCCGGCAGUCCCAAGAAAAGAAAGGUUCCUCUACCGCCGGAUUUGGUUUCUAGGGUUUUCUGCGGCAUCUCCCACGGGUAGAUUCCUUUGCUUUGAUGUGGAGGCUCUGGUUUUUUUUUAAUGCUUUGAAGUCGUUACCGUCUCCGGUGCCUUCUGCUUCGUCUCUUGGUUUCGGUGAUAUAGGCUUAGUUUUGUCGAGCCUCUUUGCUUUCCCCUGAAGUUCUGAAUUUAGCUACCUAUUCGGGGACUCAUGGCGUCGGUCUUUGGUUCUGUCUUGUGGUUUCUUGAAGCAAGAAGUAUACCUAGUGGUGUUCUCUGGUUGUGAAGUCGUCGUCGUCGUCUUAUUGAAGUUUAGAUUUUUGGUAUCGUUUGCGACUGGAGACAUGAGCUCGAUGUUGGCGCCUGCAUCUUGGUAUUGUGUUCUUGAUCGGGUCUCUUAUCAGUCUGAUUAGCAUCUCUCGGUGUCAAAUUACGUUUGAGGUAUCAUCUGGAGCAGUUUCAGCACCCAUGUCAAUCAUUUAAAUCGUUUCUCUUAAAUUGAUUUGGUAUGGAAUUUAGACAGUUGGAAGGAGGAGGAGACACUUUGUAGAAAUUAUAAGCUUUAUAAGCUCAGGUAGAGGACUGGUAGUGUUGCAAAGGGUCGAUGCCGAAUGAUGAGGGUGGUAUAGUAGAGCAGAAAAGAUGUGAGGGUGUUUCUGAACCCAUUUUAGAUUCAACCCCGACCCGUAAUGGGGACGACAUAAGAGGGGCAGUUAUAGUUUCACAGGAAGACCCUGUGGAUGGGUCCAUGCCUCCUCUGGCGCUUAGCAUCACUAUUUUCCAGCCCGAAGAAGUCUCCAAAGCCAACAUGAGUGCCUCAAAGAGCACAGCUUCUGAGGGAGGUGAGAAGAUUUCUGGGAUGGCUGCUUUAAAGAAGGGUUUUUUAUCAAGGAGUGGGAGCUAUCAGGAGCAGUGCAGAGUUUGUCAGCAGGAAACUGAAGAACCUCUGAUUGAUCUUGGGUGCAGAUGCCGAGGUGAGCUUGCUAAAGCUCACCGCUCUUGUAUUGAUACCUGGUUCCUUACUAAGGGUUCAAAUAAAUGCGAGAUUUGCCAGCAGAUAGCUGCAAAUGUGCCAUUUCCUGAAUCAAGACCAAGUGUAAAUAACUGUCUCUGGAGGAUCAACUCACCCUACGUCAUGGGACAAGAACACGAAAGGGGAUGCUUUAACCCACUUUGGGUUGCAUUUGCCAUUUUAAUUGGAGGACUCUUGUUGGAUGUGCUAGUCUCAGUUUCUCUUGGUGUUUCUGCACUGCCUGCGAACAUCAUAAUCGGUGUUCUUAUCGUACUUGGAUUAGGCACUUCUUUUCGGCUUGCACUGGAAUGCUGUCAAGGCCAGGGUGCAAGAAGAAAUCUGCAGACGACGAAUGUGACCUUCAAUCCUGGGUACCAUCCAACAGUGUAAGAGUUGUUACAGUGUAGAGUUGUUACAUCCAAGAAGUAUAGUUUGCGUGCCACUGGCUGUCUUUCCUUUUUCGUCAUCUGUUCAUAUUGUGUCUCAAAUUUCAUUUUCUACAGGAAAACACCUUGUUAAUCAACUUGUAUAUUUUGUGCAAUAAUUUGAACGAAUCUUUCUGGUUGAUGCU